Molecule: messenger RNA, 1575 nt
Organism: Hylaeus anthracinus
Lineage: Eukaryota; Metazoa; Arthropoda; Insecta; Hymenoptera; Colletidae
Gene: Ppcdc
Product: phosphopantothenoylcysteine decarboxylase
Exons: 2
Coding region: 588-1184 (198 amino acids)
Biological process (GO): coenzyme A biosynthetic process
Cellular component (GO): phosphopantothenoylcysteine decarboxylase complex
Molecular function (GO): FMN binding; phosphopantothenoylcysteine decarboxylase activity
Source: RefSeq, a predicted model, not a curated record
AUAACAGCAGCGAUUUAUUGCCAAUCGAUUCUCUUAUUGAAGUUCUUAACGAUUGACCAGUAUUUAUGAACAUUUCUGUCUGGUCAUUUUUGUUUCAUCUGGGAAAACAAAUCGACGGAUUCUCUAGAAUAUGCAUAGAUCUUUGCAGAUAAUCACGUACACACAUAUACAUAUAUGUUUAGAUAAGAAGAUUGGCGAAUGAUGACUCGACAUCUUUAAUAGUGAUUUUCUUUCGGUAGAUGAACGAAUUAAUGUGACAAUUCGAAUAAUUUGAGUGCAGUGGAGGGACUUUCAAACGAAUUAUUAAGCAUUUAAGACAGCCUGUUGCGUAGAGGCCGUAGCACAUUUGUCAUAGAAAUUUAAAAAGUUAAACCACUCUUAAGCUUAGAGCUCUGUUAAUUGUAGUUCUCUGUGGAUUGAAUUGAUCAAGGCAUUUGGUGACCUAUUCGUAGUAAAGCAUUUCUUGUCGUGCUUGGGUGGAUCUGGCCUAUUUGGUAUCGAGGUAUUAUUGACACCAAAAAAUUGCAUUUUAUAUAGUAAAAAGUAGUAAAUAACAAAAUAUUUAAAACAAUACAAGGUCUAUUGAUAUGUCAAACAUGCCUAGAAAGAAAGUUUUGAUUGGUUGCACCGGCAGUGUAGCCACAAUUAAAUUGCCACAGUUAGUAGAGAAAUUAUGGCAGAACAAUUUGGAAGUGAGAAUAGUGGUUACUGAAAAAGCUAAGCAUUUUUUGAAAGAAGCAGAUCUACCUUCUGGAAUUCAAGUUUUAUCGGAUACCGUAGAAUGGGCUGCAUGGCAAGAUAGAGGCGACCCUGUGUUACAUAUCGAUCUGGUUAAAUGGGCUGAUUUGUUCUUAAUCGCUCCAUUAGAUGCUAACACACUUGGCAAGAUAGCCAGCGGUAUAUGCGACAAUAUCUUGACCUGUGUAGCACGUGCAUGGAAUCCUUCUAAGCCAUUAGUUUUUUGUCCUGCUAUGAAUACAAAAAUGUGGGAACAUCCAGUUACUGCACCACAGGUAGCUCUGCUUAAGUCUUGGGGAUACAAGGAAGUAACUUGCAUUUCUAAAACUCUUAUGUGUGGUGAUACUGGAAUGGGUGGUAUGGCAGAGGUAGACACUAUCGUUCAAACUACAUUAAGAUUAGUCAAUCCUUGGGAUCCAUAUUCGCCACCUGAUCUACGUCUCUAAUAUCGUGAAGAAGAAACGAAAUGUUCAACAAAGCUUUAUCAUCGUAUAGAUUAAAUGUGAAAUAUUUUAUGGGGGAAAGAAAAUUUAAAGAUAGAGAGUUCAUGAUGCGUACCGCGGUGGGAUUCAAAUAAUUUAUGCUCACAGUAAAAUUCAAGUCCAAUAACAAGUGUUUACUUGUACAAUUACGCUUUUCUGAAUGCACCGCGGUCGCGAUAUUUUGUUGCUCAAGUAUAAUGUUUGGAACAACUAUGCCAAGGAAUGUAUUCAAGAUGGAGUCCACUAGCUACAGCAGAAUAUAAAAAUUGUAAAGAAAUUCUGUUCACAUAUCGUUUAAAAUUGACCCAUCAAAUAAACGUGUACAUGUUUUGUUAAAUAUAUGAGUUCAAUAAUA